Messenger RNA from Podarcis raffonei (Aeolian wall lizard), 6411 nucleotides. RefSeq names its product Ras and Rab interactor 3 (gene RIN3). Gene Ontology annotation, cellular component: endocytic vesicle; cytosol. Gene Ontology annotation, biological process: signal transduction; vesicle-mediated transport. Gene Ontology annotation, molecular function: small GTPase binding; guanyl-nucleotide exchange factor activity. The coding region runs from base 122 to 3010 and encodes 962 amino acids. The record is from RefSeq and is a predicted model, not a curated record. Lineage: Eukaryota; Metazoa; Chordata; Lepidosauria; Squamata; Lacertidae. The transcript is spliced from 10 exons.
GGGAGAAGGAGAAGGGCGUGGACGCUUUUUUGUGAGGAAAUGCCAAGGUAUAACUUUCUUCACAAGGGAGACCUCAAACGGUUCUGAAGCGAGAAGCGCCUCUGCGAGCUUUGUUGAGAGGAUGACAACAUCGCUGGGAAACCGGGCAGCUGGACUUGUCACAGACACCAGUGAAGAAGUGGAAGAUGAGAACCAUCUGGGCAAGCCAAUUACCCCAAGACAUUGCUGUCCCCCACCAGGCAUCAGUGUCCUUGAGAAGCUCAUCAAGACAUGCCCGGUUUGGCUUCAGUUGAGCAUCAGCCAGGAAAAAGCUGUCCAAAUACUCUGCAAGGAGCCCGUAGGGAUAUUCAUAGUUCGGAAAGAUGAGAACCUGAAAAAUCUGCUUCUCUCAGUUCAUUUCCCAGCCCUGGUGGAGGCUUCUGACAUUUCAGAAUACAGGAUUAAAGAAGAAAAAUCAUUACUGUAUUUGGAAGGGUCCUUUCUCGUGUUUGAAGAUAUCUUCAAACUGAUUGCAUUCUACUGUGUCAGUAGAGAUUUGCUUCCCUCCACGCUAAAGCUGCCACAAGCAAUAUUGGAAGCCAAUAGUGUUACAGAUCUAGAAACCAUCUCUAGUCUGGAGAUAGGUUUCUGGGACUCCGCUUUAAAUCAAAGGCGGGGAGGGCAGUUCCCUCACUCUGUGAAAGGUCUUGCUUUUGCCACAGCUCAAGCGAAAAAGGAGGGGGAAACUAUCCAGUGUUUUGCAAGCAGCACGGACAAUUGUUCAUGUGAAAUUGAGCUGUCAAUAGGAAAUGACAGGCUGUGGUUUGUAAAUCCUAUUUUUAUAGAGGAGAGAAGCAACCAGUUUCCCCCGGAUGUUCCUCUUCUUCCUCCUCCACCACCUCCUCCUCCUCCUUCUCUAGAGACUUGCAGGAAAGAUCCUUCUUUUACUAGCGACACCGUGACAAGGCCUCCAAAGAGGUCUCCCAGUCGCCGCCCGCCGCCACCACCUCCUCUGCCUCUUCAUGCUGUGAAGCAGCCUGAAAAGUCUCCCAUGACCACUUCUGAAGAGCUUCGGGAUCUGGAGAAAAACAAAAAGGAAAUGAAAACUGAAGUUAGCCAAAGCAAAGAAGAUGAUGGGCGGCCGUCUUUGUCUCUCAGCGAUUCUUUUACCACAAAGAGAUGCAUCCCUCCUUCCAUUCCGCCAAGGAGGUGCAUAUCCGAGAGAUAUUCUGGAAAGGACUGCUUUGAAAAAUCUGAGAAGUGUCCAGCAGCAGGUGGAGAACUGGUGGGAAAACGGAGCAGUGGGGAUGAAGGUUGCAUUUCAUGUGCUGUUGAGCCUCCAGAGGUGUUUGAAGAGGUUUCGGAGAAAGAUCCAGCAUCGUGUCAAGGGGGGGAGCCCAACAACGAGGCCAAGAACCAGCUGGUGGCUGAGCUGCAAAAGAAGCCCUCAGAGAAGUCGGCAGGGCCUCCUAUCCCACCCCCAAGGAAGAAAAGGAUCUCACGACAGGAGUCAUCCGCCAGCUCUUGCCAUUCAAAACCAGUAUGUGCUGAAGAGUCAGAAUUGCCGGUUCCAAAAGGAAAGGGAAAGCCAGUAAAAAAAAGUUGCUCCAAUGCAAAAAGGGAAUCAAAAUUUGCCCGUCAGCCUCUUAGCUUCUCAGAUCUUGAAAGUUCUCAUGACUCACUGGACAGCCCAGUAAGCAACGUGGGGGCUCAGACACCAGCCUCUGAGCCAGAAUCCUAUUCCACCAGCAGCACUGAGGAUGAGCUAGAGCUGGUGACCAGCCCGUCGGUGAAGAAGACCCGCUCCAUGAUAUUAGGCAGGGCCAAGAACCGCCUGUCCAUGGUCAGCCUGAGCAAUGUCUUCACUGCUUUCCUGUCCGCUGACCGAAAGCUCCAGAAGAAGAUUGUGGAGCUGGCCCAAGACAAAGACUCUUACUUUGGCCGCUUGGUGCAGGACUAUAAAGUAUACAGCCUGGAGAUGAUGGCGAGGCAGAGCUCCAGCACUGAGAUGCUGCAAGAGAUCCGCUUAAUGAUGACCCAGCUGAAGAGCUACUUAGUACAAAGCAGGGAGAUAAAAACCUUUAUGGACCAGGCUGUUCACACGGAUGAGCAACUAGAGGUGAUUGUCGAGUCAGCUUUGCACAAGUGCGUCUUGAAGCCUUUAAAAGACGCCAUCAAUACCUGUCUUAGGGAAAUCCACAGCAAAGACGGAUCCUUCAAGCUCCUGAAAGAAAACCAGCAAGUCAUACAAAACACAACGACCACUGACUUGGGAGUCACCACCAGUGUGCCUGAAUCCACAUUGCUGGAGAAAAUCCUGCACAAAUUCACAACCAUGCACAAGGCCUACUCUCCAGAGAAAAAGAUUAGCAUCCUACUGAAGUCCUGCAAACUCAUCUACGACUCUAUGACUCAGGGAAACCAAGGGAAGCUUUACGGGGCAGAUGACUUCCUCCCGGUGCUCAUGUAUGUACUUGCCCGCAGCGACCUGCCAGAGGUGCUUCUGAAUGUGGAGUACAUGAUGGAACUCAUGGACCCUGCACUGCAGCUGGGUGAAGGCUCGUACUAUUUAAUCACUACUUAUGGGGCGGUAGAGCUUAUCAAGAGCUAUGAUAAGAUCACAGUCACUCGGCAGCUGAGCUCAGAGGUCCAAGAUUCCAUUCACCGCUGGGAGAGAAGGAGAACGCUUAACAAAGCCCGGGCUUCCCGGUCAUCUGUUCAGGAUUUCAUCACAAUCUCCUUUAUGGAGGCUGAGGCGAACACCAGGACACUGGCCUACCGAACUGACUCAACAACGCACCAGCUGAACCAGCAGUGCGCUGAGAAAUUCGAAGUCCCAGAGCCUCAGAACUAUGGGCUGUUUGUUCAGGUUGACGACAAGAACCUGCGGCUAGAUGAUGACGCCCUUCCUCACCGCAUCAAAUCCCACCUCCUGAGCAAAGAGCCCAAGCCGACUUUCCAUUUUAUUUAUAAGGAGAUGGGCGGAGAGGAACCACCGGUUCCCAUUAUCAAGGACCCAGAUGUUUUAUAACAGCCAAGCUGUUCUCUUGUAGCAGACUCGUUCAAACAGCCGUGGCGUUUUUCAUUUCAAAACUUCCUGAUUUCCACCAGGUCACAGGAGCACAGCAAAGUGCAUCUUCUGAGCAGAAUGGUGAUGGUCGAAAGCCUAUGCAAAUCUUCAUCUGGGGCAUUUCCUCAACAGAAUUCAUUUUCCACAGAAAAUUGAAUAUUCCAAGCAGAUUGCACUCUUGGAGCGGGGGGGGGGGGGGGGGGACACGGACUUGAACAAUUCAGAACUGUAAAACGUGAGCAAAUGAUGUAACUUUUGUGCCAGCUGCCCUGGUACAAAGUAGGUAGGUUUGUGGUUAUGGGCAAAUGGUAAUAUAUCAGUCCAUCUAGUUAUCAAAUCAACAGUAUUAUCAGAGAAGGUCCACCAAAGAAAAUUCAAAUGGUCCUUCCUGUAGUAGUAAAAAAAGAUAACAAAGUGAAUCUAUGUGGCGUCCUUUCCUUUCCCAUCCAAGGAAACAAACUUGGGACCAGCUUGCUGUUUCAUGCAAACCAAGUAUUCAUGGUUUGUUUCUCGCCUAACAAAUCAUGAUGAUAAUAAUUAUUAUUUUAUUAUUUACACCGCACCCAUCUGGCUGGGUUUCCCCAGCCACUCUGGGCUGCUUAAGGCAUAUCUAAAAACAUAAUAAAAACAUAAGGCCUUAAAAACUUCCCUAAAGAGGGCUGCUUUCAGAUGUCUGCUAAAAGUCAGAUAGUUGUUUAUUUCCUUGACAUUUGAAGGGAGGGUGUUCCACAGGAAGGGCACCACUACCAAGAAGGCCCUCUGCCUGGUAAGCCAAACAACAAACCAUAAGUGGUAUUUCACACCUAAUGCCUUGUUUUCCUGAUUUGUUUUACCUCUAUCCAGGAAAUAAGGGGUAGGGGAGGAGCACCAUGAAGACAUUUUAAUAGCAUAUACUAGCACAAAUCUUUGCAUUAAACUUAUCAUAAUUUGAGCUAUGGUUUAACGUGACAUGUGAACCACUUUUGACAAGACUCCAACAUUUCCCCAGUGGUAAGGCAGACCCUAAGGGACACGGGUGGCACUGUGGGUAAAACCUCAGCGCCUAGGACUUGCCGAUCGUAUGGUCGGCGGUUCGAAUCCCCGUGGCGGGGUGCGCUCCCGUUGCUCAGUCCCAGCGCCUGCCAACCUAGCAGUUCGAAAGCACCCUCGGGGAUAAAUAGGGACCGCUUACUAGCGGGAAGGUAAACGGCAUUUCCGUGUGCGGCUCUGGCUCGCCAGAGUAGCUUCGUCACGCUGGCCACGUGACCCGGAAGUGUCUGCGGACAGCGCUGGCUCCCGGCCUCUAGAGUGAGAUGAGCGCACAACCCUAGAGUCUGUCAAGACUGGCCCGUACGGGCAGGGGUACCUUUACCUUUAAGGCAGACCCGGGAUAUAAAAGUAAUGUGCCUACAUAAAAUUAAGUCUAAAUAGACAUUUUUAAAAGAGUUCUCCCCCGCCCCCGGGUAUUUCUUUCCUACCCUUCCUUGUAACAUUUAGUUCAGAAAUAGGGAGCAUUUGACCCUUCAGAGCUUGCUAAGCUACACUUCCCAUCAGCCUUAGCAAGCAUGGCCAAUGGCCAGAGGUGAUGGGAAUUGUAGUUCAGAAACAUCUGGAGGGCCAGAGGUUCUGCUCACACAAUUUAGUUGGAAAAGAAAUGUGUGAAAUGAUUAUGUCCAUUGCUCCAGCUUUGCCUUGCAUCAUUGGCUGUUGGUGACAGAGCAGCAUGUGGUACAGUGAUUCUAUGUGGCUUUUUCACAAGCAAAAGACACAGAGCUGACACACGUGAAGAAACAAUGAGGGGGUUUUUUAUUCCACCAAGGACACAAAUCAGAAUCGAAGAUCAGAUCACACAGUGUGGUGGAAAUGUUUUCAUCUUGAAUCCACAUCGAAGUCACUUCUCUUUACCUUCCACAAACAUCCCACCUAACAGUUUAAGGGCAGGCAGUUUUACACGGAGGGAGGGAGGCAGAAGUAGAGGAAGAGAAAGGUGCACAGAGAAAGUGACGACAAAGAGAGACUUGAGAAGCAACAGCCAGUUAUGGGAAUUCUGUGUUCUGUAACAAUGAAAGCGAAAUGUUCGGAGUUAAAAUUGGAGGGCUGGGGCUGGGGGGGUGGAAUCUGUGUAACACCAUAUGCAGCUUUUGAGAUGCUACCACUGAGAUAAAUGGUGCAUUUUCUUCUGCUGUUGGUCACCCUGUGUGGAUAAAAUGUGGGGGUCUUUUCAAAGUCUGUACAGAGGCCACAAAAACAAACCUAGACAGCCUGGAUGUAAGUUGUACAGCUCAGUACAUAUGAUGUUUGCAGCAUAAACUUAUAAUCACACAAUGCAUACAGUCUUCCGAUAUUAAAAAAUACACCCCCUGAGUGAACAAUAUUGGCCUCGUACAUGUGGCUAAUUAAUUGUUACUCCCAACCCCUCCAUUCAUUUUAGCUGUAGCAACUUCCAUGAUCUAUUAUAUGUGUUACACAGUUUUUCUGAGCAGAGAAGUUGUAAGUGGGCUGCCGACUGCUGGGUCAUAUUUUGCAUCAGUGACUUGAGUUAGAUGUGCAGACAUUGUUUCCUGCUGUGCAGGAAACAAUGCCCUAGAAGAACUAUGUUGCUGGUCUACCUCUGUGACAAUUCUGCAGUGAAAAGUGUGCUGGGGGCGUAACCUAUCCCUAGAGCUCUAGGUUAGAGUUAAGCUGUCUAAAAGCAUUAGAAACAGAUUGGCCACCCAUUCACCCUGGGAAGCUGCUCCAUAAUUUUCUAAAGCACACGGUUAUGUCCGACCCACUGACUGCUCCCUGUCUGUUGAGGCAUGAGCUGUUUAAGAGCUUGAAAUCAACCAGUUCUUUAGGAAGUUAGCUACUGUGCUGGACUGAUCUGAUGAUAUCUUGAGGAGAAAGGGCCUUUUCUGUCACUUUAUAAAAGGAGCAUCUUCCAACAAUGUUUUCUUUUGUUUCGUAUAGAAAUAUUCCAUCUCCACCUUAGAUAUACAGAAGCAGUUUAUCAAAACUGUUGCAGUAAUGCCUGUUUAUGUGUAUUUAUUUCCCUGUGUCACUUUAUGUAUUUUGAGCAAUGUCUGGUUCAUAAUCAAAGACUUUGGAGGCACAAAUGCUCGCCGCAGUAAUUUUGCUUGGGUCCUCUGCAAGAGCUCAAAUAAAGAAAGUCAAAGGUCACUGGGUGGCCUCUCAGCUAUCACCCUACCUUUCGUACUCAGGGCCUGGAAAUGAAUCCUCUUACUGUGUUGCCUGUUUAAUCUUCUAACGAUGCUGUAUUGCUGUGUGAUUUUAUAAUAUAAAGCCAUGCUGUUUAAAAAAGUUGUCAUUGCUAACGUUCCUCCAAGAAAAACUGCUCCUGUUCCAAAAGGUUUGACCUUGGCAUUAAAAUCCCAUACAAAAGG